Molecule: messenger RNA, 1562 nt
Organism: Hemiscyllium ocellatum (epaulette shark)
Lineage: Eukaryota; Metazoa; Chordata; Chondrichthyes; Orectolobiformes; Hemiscylliidae
Product: zinc finger protein 226-like
Exons: 1
Coding region: 1-1497 (498 amino acids)
Source: RefSeq, a predicted model, not a curated record
AUGGAGAAAGCCUGGAAGUGCGGGGACUGCCAGAAGGGUUUCCGCUCGCCCUCGGAGCUGGAGACCCACCGGCGGGUGCACACCGGCGAGCGGCCGUUCACCUGCCCGGUGUGCGGCAAGGGCUUCACCCAGUCCCCGAUCCUGCUGAAGCACCGGCGGGUGCACACCGGCGAGCGGCCCUUCGCCUGCUUCGUCUGCGGCCGGGCCUUCGCCCAGUCCUGCCACCUGCGGCGGCACCGGCGGGUGCACACCGGCGAGCGGCCCUUCGCCUGCCCGCGGUGCGGCCGGGGCUUCAGCCACGCCAACAACCUGCGGCGGCACCAGCGGGUGCACACCGGGGAGCGGCCGUUCGCCUGCCCGGACUGCGGCCGGCGCUUCGGCAGCGCCUCCAACCUGCAGAAGCACCGGCGGGUGCACGCCGAGCCCCGGCCCUUCCCCUGCCCGGACUGCGGCCGGCCCUUCGCGCGGCUGGCCGGGCUGCAGAGCCACCGGCGGGUGCACGCCGGCGAGCGGCCCUUCCCCUGCCCGGACUGCGGCCGGCGCUUCAGCGGCGCCUCCCACCUGCGGCGGCACCGGCGGCUGCACACCGGCGAGGGGCUGCUCCGCUGCUCCCGCUGCGGGAAGGGCUUCACCCAGACCUCCAGCCUGCAGCGGCACCAGCAGAGCCACGCCGCCGAGGAGCGGCGCUGCCGGUGCACCGACUGCGGCGGCGGCGGCGGCGGCUCCGGCUCGGCCAGCCCGGCGGCCCGCCCGCAGAGCCAGGGGACCGAGGAGCGGCCCUUCGGCUGCACCGACUGCGCCCAGCGCUUCCGGAUCCUCUCCAAGCUGCGGCGGCACCAGCGGGUCCACACCGGGGAGCGACCCUUCGCCUGCGGCGUCUGCGGCCGGCGCUUCAAGUCCUCCUCCAACCUGCUGAACCACCGGGUCACCCACACCGGCGAGCGGCCCUUCCGCUGCCCGGACUGCGGCGGCGGCUUCAAGAGCGCCGGCGACCUGCUGGUGCACCGGCGGAUCCACACCGAGGAGCGGCCCUUCGGCUGCUCGCACUGCGCCAAGGGCUUCCGCACCUCCUCCGACCUGCGGCGGCACCAGCGGGUCCACACCGGGGAGCGGCCGUUCGCCUGCGGCGUCUGCGGCCGGCGCUUCAGCACCUCCUCCAACCUGCUGAGCCACCGGGUCACCCACACCAGCGAGCGGCCCUUCCGCUGCCCGGACUGCGGCGGCGGCUUCAAGAGCUCCCGCAACCUGAUGCUGCACCAGCGGAUCCACACCGGCGAGCGGCCGUUCGCCUGCGCCCGCUGCGCCCGGCGCUUCCGCAAGUCGUCCGACCUGCGGCGGCACCAGCGGGUGCACACCGGCGAGCGGCCCUUCGCCUGCCCCGAGUGCGGCCGGCGCUUCAGCCAGUCCUCCAGCCUGCAGACCCACCGGCGGCUGCACCGGAGGCUACCGGGGCCAAGUGGCGCGGCGGCUGCUGCGGCUGCUGCUGGCCAGGAGUGAGCCGCGGUCGAUCCGACAACAAGUGCCCCCUCAGACUGAGCGAGCAGGGGGGUCAGUCCAUCAAC